AUGCUUGCCGCCAAUAGUUUAAGACAACUCCAAGUUAAAGUAUUCACUUUAGCAAGACAAAAUCCAAAGACAACUCUAGCUCUGGUUGGUGGUGCUACCGCUUGUGACUAUUUACUUAUCAAAAGCUACCUUCAAUCCAACUCUGACUCCAAGCAAUAG
Heterostelium album PN500 is the source of this 159-nucleotide messenger RNA. RefSeq lists its product as uncharacterized. The transcript has a single exon. Bases 1 to 159 code for a protein of 52 amino acids. NCBI's taxonomy places the organism in Eukaryota, Evosea, Eumycetozoa, Acytosteliales, Acytosteliaceae. The record is from RefSeq and is a predicted model, not a curated record.